GUAGGAAUCUGCACUCUAAGCCCGCAGACGUUGCCGCCGCUCCUUGCUUCUUCCUGCGUAGCUGGCCAUGUGGGUGUCCCGGUCUCUCUUUGCCCUCCCCUUGUUGUGGUCUCACUCAUGCGCUCGGAUUCCGCAUCCACCGUCCCUCCGCAACCAGAGGCCUCAACACGCAUCUCGCAGACUGCAGGUGCAGUGCAGAGACCUCUUACUUAGGAAGGCAGUGCAGUGCAGUGCAUGUGUGUGUGUGUGUGUGUGUGUGUGCAUGGGAAUGCAUGGCGUGUGUGGGAUCGGUGCGGUGCAUGCAGGUGUCGGAGGGCAUGGAGAUCUCUAACGACACCGCCAGGGCGGGGCUCGACUACAGCAACGACUUCAGGCACCUUAAGCUGACAGUGCAGGACAUCGACGCAAACAUAGCAACACAGGUACACUCCACUCCUCUGCACUUAACUUUCUCGCAGAAAGAUCCGAUGGGUGGGUGCAGUGCAUGGCCCCUGUCUGUCUGUCUGUCUGUCUGUCUGUCUGUCUGUCUGUCUGUGUGUGCGGAUGUGUGUGCACAGGUGCCCCCUCGUUGCCGGUGGUGGAGGCCACCAUAGCGUCGGUCCACGAGGCCAUGUUCGCCGGCGACCUCACAUGCUCGGAUCUUAUUCAGGCCUACACACAAGUACGCUACGCAAGCCAGAGGGAGGGAGGGAGGGAGGGAGGGAGGGAGGCGUCACAUCAACACAGGCACCGCACCCGAGGAUGGGCGUAUGUAUCCGCCUGUGUGCGUUGUGUGCAGCGAAUUGAGGCCUACGACCAGGCGACGGGCAUGAAUGCCAUCCAGGAGGUCAUGCCCGACGCCCUCGACAUCGCAGCUCAGAAAGACCGACCGUAAGACACAUACCAUGCCAUGGGAGCGAGCUGGGCGUAGGUAGUGGUUGCAGCGCCUUGCCUUGCCUUGCCUUGCCUUGCCUUGUGUGUCUGCGGGUUUAUUGUGUGGCUGACGGCGUCCCUUGACAGCGGCAACCUGACCGAUCUCCCAUCCCUUUUCUGUGGCCCGUGCUGGCGAAGGUGGGGACGACUGGGUGACAUUCACAUCACGCACACAGGGGAUUUCGUUUGUGCCUUUGGAGUGAGUGGAAUCCGAUUGUCCUCGUCGUGUGUGUGCAGGCCAACUAUGACACGGUGGGUGUGGCGACCACAAACGGAGCUGCUGGUAAGAAUGGAUCGAUGGAUGGAUGGAUGGAUGGAUGAGCAAGAUCCGUCCAGUGUAUUCUCCCGGGUCUUGCUUGGCUGCAGCGCUUGUCGACAACUUUCCCCCCGACGACGCACAACAGAUCAGAGCACUCAAAGAUGCAGGUAGGUAAGCACGACACUACCAACACAAGGAAGGAAGGUGUCCCGUUCGCCCACACAGGGAUGCUUCCCUCCCCCCCCUGCUGGCUGUUCGUUCCAUGGUCCAAACCAAACAGGGGGCAUCAUUCUGGCCAAGACCAACAUGGCGGAGUGGGCGUAUUCCGGCACUAUCAGCAUCGGCAGCGCCCACGGCGUCGUGAGAAACGCCUACGACCUGCAGAGGACCACCGCAGGAUCCAGUGGCGGCACUGCAUCGGCCGUCGCGGCAUCACUCGGGUGCGUGUGUGCGUGUGUGGGUGGGUGCCUUCACAACUACACCCACACAGACACACUCUCUCUCAUUAUGUGCUGUGUUCCGUGCUGUUGGUUGUCGAUCAGGCUGGUGGGUCUUGGCACUCAGACGGGCAACUCCAUCUCAGGUCCAUCAGGUUUCCUUGGACUGGUGGGUGUGCGGUCGACAAUCGGCUUGACGAGCCGAGACGGCAUAGUGCCGCUGUACCUCAGCAAGGACAUCGGGGGGCCCAUGUGUCGGACAGUCGAGGACGCCGCCAAGACCUUCACGCCCUUGGUGGGGUAUGACCCCAAUGACCCCAUUACAGAACUGUCAAAGGUCGGCGGAGGGAGGGAGAGGGAGACACAUGAUGGGAGGGGGGCCGGGGCACAUCUAUCUGUGUGGGUCUGUCUGGGUGGCCAUGAAGGAAGUGGACUUGCCUGACGAUUAUACGGUCUUUAUGGAAGGCGCCGAUGGGCUUCAAGUAACCAACCACAGACUCGCCCAGACAGCGCGCCCUACCCUCGUGUGUGUGUGUGUGUGUGUAUGCUGAAUAAGGUGUGCGUAUCGGGGUGAUGCAGUCGAUGGCCGACGAGGUGCCCACAGCCCACCCAGACGUCAUCAGCCUCUUCAACCAAGCCAUCAAGUACACAGCACAUUGGCCACACCGCACACCCACACAACGGCCGGCCGUGUCCGUGCUGUCUGUGUUGCCUUCCUUCCACUCCACCAGCGACCUCGAGGCAGCUGGUGCGGUGAUUGUGGAAGAUUUCAAUAUCACGGGCAACACGCUGGGUGAGGACUGGACGGGGUAUGUCCAGGACAUCGGCCCCACCGUCGGCCACUGGAAUGUCAACGGCAUCUGGGUCUCUCUCUGGUACCUAGGCUUCGCUUGCACGAUGUCACACACACUCCACCAGAAUGCGGGAUGUCGGCAUGUGAUGUGUCUGUGGUCUGUACCAGGUCGCAGCCAAAUGGGUUCGAGCGGGAGAAGCAGAUCGACGCCUAUCUCGCUGCUUCAGGUGGGUGUGCAGACGCCACCUCAUGAAUGAGCACCUACAUGCCCCCCCCCCUCCCCCCUCCCCCAUGUGGUGCAGGGAGCCGGUUCAAGAGUGCUCGAGAGAUCUACGCGUCUGGCCUAUUCCACCCCUUUGCCCGAAGUGGGAUGGAGAGUCAGCUGGCCGAGCAGAACCUCACUGACCUCGAGAGCUUCUGCGGCGAGGGGGCGGAGACUUUCCUUGAGAAUCCCUGCAGGUAGGUGACACAUACCUACCACCCACCCUCCCUUACUCCCACCCCCACCCCCACAGAUACACACACACAUGUCUGUCACACACACGCUGGUCUCUCUCUCAUUUAUUUCAGGAUGGAGUUCCGGAGGAAUCUGGCAGACUCGAUGGACGCGGCCAAUGUGAGUGUGAUUGUGUACCCGUCUUGGCGGAACGAGCCCUACCUCAUCGGCAACCACAUGCCCUACGCCAACACGAACUGCGCACAUAUCAGGGUACACGACAGACACCUAGAGGGGAGGGCAUACCAACCACGACACACAGAGCAUCACUCUCCCUACUGUCUUGUCUGUCCUCCCUGCAGCCCCAGACGGGCGCGCCGAGCAUCACGGUGCCGAUGGGGUUCAUCCAGCUGACGGCAGGCCCGCCCACCAGGCUGCCCAUGAACAUCGAGAUGAUUGCACGUUCAUUCGACGAGCCAUCGCUAUUCAAAGUCAGCCACUCAGACGGACAGAGGGGGGCACUGUGCUGUGUGUGGAUGUCGCUCCACUCUCUCUCUCCCUGUGUGUGUGGCUGGUGUGGUGUAGGUUGCCCAUGGGUAUGAGGCCGUGACGAAGCACCGCUUUGCGCCUCCGCUGUUCAUCGAGUGUGCUUAGCUUAGAUUGGCACAUAGCAUAUAGAUAGACAGCUGGGAGAGGAUAGAUGGCUUUUUGCAGGCUACUUGGUGUGCAGUAGUUAGUAGGGUUCUCUGCAACUGUCUGUGUCUGUGUGCAUGGUGUGUGUGUAUAUGGUGUGUGUGGUGUGUGUGGUGUCGGUAGCCGUGAUGUUCGUGGGCGCUUAUCUCCUGGCUGGGAGGAGGUCACCAGCGACACUGACUGUGGCCGGCCGACUUUUACGAGAACGGCAUGACUCAGUCAAUGUUCUGUGGCCGGCGUGUUUCUCUCUUGCCUGUCUGUCUACAUGCCCGUGUUGGUAUCGGUCUGUGCAUUCAUCCGCGUGUGUGGUGUUGGUAUUUGGUGGUGGUAUUAGGUAGGUAGGCUGGAUGGUAGGCAGGCAGGCAGGCAGCCAGGCAGGCAGCGAAGCGACUGAGGGAGCACCAGAGGGGUGACUGAGGGACACACGUGACGUGUGUCGUGUGG
This is a messenger RNA of Vitrella brassicaformis, 3974 nucleotides long. NCBI's taxonomy places the organism in Eukaryota, Vitrellaceae. The record is from the annotation of a GenBank genome assembly.